AUGGCGUUUGAUGACACCCAAGAGCUUCUGUGGACAGGCAAUGAAUUUGGGCGAGUUACCUCCUUCUACGGACCAGAGCUGCAAAGGUACACGUCUGUGAAAGCACACCCCGCUUCUGAGGGACCGGUGCGCCAGCUUCUAUUCCAUGAGAAAGGGGUAUUAUCAGUGACCUCUAAAAGCGUUCAUCUUAUAUCCCGGCGUGGCCUGACGCUAUGGCAUCUUUCCCAUGAAGAGAUGGAAGAUCUCCGCUGCAUGAGCUUCACUCAGCAGGCUUCGAAGAUUCUUGUUGCUGGUUGCCAGCCUGCAAUGUUUCACAUUGACAUUGACAAAGGAACCAUUGUCGAGAAAUUAAUCACGGAAUACAAUUACACGAUUAUGAAAAAGAGCCACUACUUGUGUGCUGCGACUGAUACUGGCUCUGUCAAUGCCCUGAGCCUAUCCGAUUUUAGUGUUGUGAAGAGUUGGAAGGCACAUGGUACGGUUGUUAGUGAUAUGGAUGCGCAGAACGACUACCUCGUUACCUGCGGCUUUUCGGUGCGGCAUCUAGGCUCGCCGAUUGUCGACCCUUUGGCGAACGUUUAUGAUUUGAAAACUUUGACUCCUUUGCCCCCUAUCCCCUUUCACGCUGGUGCUGCCUAUGUCCGAAUGCAUCCAAAGCUACAAACCACUAGCUUCGUAGCUUCUCAAACAGGGCAGCUCCAAGUAGUUGAUCUAAUGAAUCCCAAUGCUAUUAACCUGCGACAAGCAAAUGUCACGUUUAUGCUCGGCCUUGAGAUAUCACCAUCAGGUGAGGCUCUCGCUGUCAAUGAUGCUGAGUGCCUCAUCCAUCUCUGGGGUUCCCCGUCCAAGAUCCAUUUCAAUGAAAUGAGCAAGGAAACUGAAUUUGCAGAUGUUCCUUCACGCCCCCCUUUAGUGGAUUGGUCGAAUGAUACCCCAUUGAACGUGAUUGGAAUUCCAUACUACCAUGAACGGCUGCUCUCUGCCUGGCCAAGUCACUUGAUUUUCGAAAUCGGAAGCAUUCCUCCACAAGUCGAUCAGGCCAUCAUUCCAUACCUUCAUGCUGGGGAAAUAGGACACUAUGGCCCCAACCCACGAAAGACUCGGAGAUAUCAAGUUGAAAACACACGCGCGCAGCCAACAGCAGAGCCAACUUUAGCUGCUCCUAAAUUUUUAAGCGAGCGAGCAAGGGCUCAAGCAAAGGCCAAAUUUGACAGCACCAUAAGUGAUGCGGCCGAAACUUUAGCGAAUACAACUAUUAAUAAAGAGGCAGGUGAAGAUCCACUUUUAAAAUAUGGUAAUGUCGAAAUCAAGUAUAGCAAAUUCGGAGUGGAUGACUUUGAUUUUAGGUAUUACAAUAAAACUGUAUUCUCAGGAUUGGAGACGCACAUUGCCAACUGCUUCGCAAACUCUCUUCUUCAACUGUUUAAAUUUAUUCCGUUGAUUAAGAAUCUAGCCCUGCACCACGUGGCAACGAGCUGUAUAUACGACAACUGUCUCCUGUGUGAAAUGGGAUUUCUCUUUGACAUGCUUGACAAAGCAAACGGACAAAACUGCCAGGCAACAAAUCUAUUAAGGACUUUUAGCGGUUUCCGGGAAGCUACCAAUCUUGGUCUCCUCGAAGAGAACUUGACUACAAAGUCUCUUUCGUCGACCAUUCAGUCGGUCAAUCGCUUUUUCCUGCAUCAAAUAUCCCACGAUUUUCGAUUGAUGUCGCCUCAUUCUGACCAAUUAGACCGUACCCUUUCAACUGAUGCGGUUGAAUCAAUCCGUUGCAUGCUUUGCCACAACGAGACCGUACGCGCCGGAAAUUCAUUCGUCAAUGAGCUACACUACCCGGUGAUCGAUCCCAAACAAACACGACACAAUAAUUCCUAUCGAUUUUCAGAUAUCCUCAAGUCCAGCAUUGAACGUGAAACACAAAACCGAGGUUGGUGCAGCCAUUGUCGCCGUUAUCAACAGGUUUCGAUCCGAAAGACAGUUCAUAGGAUGCCCCUGGUGUUGAUGAUCAAUGCAGCCAUAAACAAUCCGAGCACGCGACAAUUGUGGAGCACACUUGGGUGGCUCCCCGAGGAGGUGGGGUUCUUCCUUGAAAAUGGCCGCAUCCAGUGCUUCGAAGGCGAGGAGCUUGGAGCAUUUAAACGGAAUGGAAUUCCAGGCCUUAUAGUAUACGAACUGGUAGGACUCGUGGUGGAGAUUGAUAUGCCAGAACAUCACAAGCCACACUUGGUUUCUUUCAUAAACGUCGCAAUAUCCUCGCGUAAUCCAAAUGAAAAGGACGGAUGGCAUCUUUUUAACGAUUUUCUGGUGACAGAAUUAAAUCGAGAUGAGGUGUUUUCAUUCAAUCAAUCUUGGAAGUCGCCUUGUACUUUAGCGUACCAAGUGCAGAGUUCCCGGCAUGGUGUGGAUGAUUCUUGGAAAAGCGAACUUGAUACUACUCUUCUGUUCUAUGAGUGGUCUAUGAACAAUCAUCGUCCGAUUGAAUCCUGCAAAGUGCUACAAUCAGAUGAGAAACCUUCGGCGCGAACGCCAGUUGCCUUGGAUACCGAAUUUGUGGAUUUAGAGAAAGCCGAAAUUGAAGUCAAAGCAGAUGGAACCCAAGAAAUUGUUCGUCCAAGUAAAAGCGGACUUGCACGUGUUUCUGUCAUCCGCGGCUCUGGCACUGCUGAAGGUGUCCCCUUUAUCGAUGAUUACAUUACCAUAAAAGACCCGAUUGUCGAUUAUGUCACACAGUAUUCGGGUAUCAAGCCUGGUGAUUUAGACCCACGGACAAGCUCUCAUAACCUUGUGCCUUUGAAGGUUGCGUACAAGAAGUUAUGGCUUCUGCUUAAUCUGGGCUGCAUUUUCGUUGGACAUGGUCUGGCUUCCGAUUUCCGUAAAAUCAAUAUCCAAGUUCCCAAAGAGCAGACUGUAGAUACACAGUACCUCUUUUUCCACCCUUCAAAAAACCGCCGUCUUAGUUUACGGUACCUUGCAUGGGCUGUUUUCAAGGAGUACAUCCAGGAGACCACCAUCUUAACCACUUCCGCUACGCCCUCGGAAUCUGGUCAAGCUGCCACUGCCAGCACAGUGGUGAAUACAACUAGUUCUGAAGGGCAUGACUCCAUUGAAGAUGCUCUCAUGGCUCUCCGGCUCUGGAAAAAAUUCCAAGAAUAUGAAGAGGCGGGCAUCGUAUCGCAAAUCCUCGAAGAGAUAUUUCGUGAAGGGUUUAAACUAGGGUUUAAACCACCUUCCCGGAAUUCUUCUAAUUCUAUCCCCCUUACAACCGCUGUGGGCGCUGCUAUAACCCGACUUCCUGCCAGUGGUCGCAACACGCCUGAUAGAUCAAUGGUCGGAUCUGGAACGGUUAGCUCGGGGGGAAGCGUGAGUGGUAGUACACCGUCUACACCACGGCAAUCUUUCAGGAGAUCAACCGCCCUUACUCCUAGCAAUGGCAGUUUUGCAGGGAGCACCAGCAAAAGACCCGACAUUUUUGGGGGUAGCCCUUUGCGAUGA
Messenger RNA from Histoplasma mississippiense, 3492 nucleotides. RefSeq lists its product as hypothetical. Bases 1 to 3492 code for a protein of 1163 amino acids. Gene Ontology annotation, molecular function: protein binding; nucleic acid binding; poly(A)-specific ribonuclease activity. The transcript is spliced from 4 exons. NCBI's taxonomy places the organism in Eukaryota, Fungi, Ascomycota, Eurotiomycetes, Onygenales, Ajellomycetaceae. Gene Ontology annotation, biological process: mRNA processing; nuclear-transcribed mRNA poly(A) tail shortening. The record is from RefSeq and is a predicted model, not a curated record. Gene Ontology annotation, cellular component: P-body; PAN complex.